This is a messenger RNA of Tarenaya hassleriana, 1241 nucleotides long. Its product is annotated as LOB domain-containing protein 11-like. NCBI's taxonomy places the organism in Eukaryota, Viridiplantae, Streptophyta, Magnoliopsida, Brassicales, Cleomaceae. Bases 117 to 755 code for a protein of 212 amino acids. The record is from RefSeq and is a predicted model, not a curated record. The transcript is spliced from 2 exons.
GAAAAGCUCCCACAAUAUCUCUCAUUUAAACCCCCACAAUUUACGAUCCGAUCAAUUUACCCCCCCCCCCACAACAGAGUAAACCCUCUGAUUAGAGAAUAAUUAAGUAAAUCAACAUGCUUAAGAUGGAGAUUAACGGCGACACUGCUACCCCCUCUCCUCCUUCCAAUAUCUCUUCUCCUCCUUUUCCGGCUUCACCCCAAUCGCAAUCGCAAACGCAGGUGGUCAUGAGCCCCUGUGCGGCGUGCAAGAUCCUGCGGCGGCGGUGCGCCGAGAAGUGCGUCUUGGCGCCGUAUUUUCCUCCGACGGAGCCAACGAAGUUCACCAUCGCCCACCGCGUCUUUGGCGCGAGCAAUAUCAUCAAGUUCUUGCAGGAUCUUCCCGAAUCACAGAGAGCCGACGCAGUGAACAGUAUGGUGUAUGAGGCAGGAGCCAGGAUAAGGGAUCCUGUGUACGGAAGCGCAGGCGCCAUUUACCAUUUGCAGAGACAGGUGAGCGAGCUUCAAGCCCAGCUCGCCAAAGCGCAGGUCGAGCUGGUGAGCGUUCAGCUCCAAAGAGCGAACCUGCUGGCAUUGCUUUGCAACCAGCCGAACGUACAAGACCAAUUAGGACCGUACAAUCAUCUCUCCUCCUCCUUUGAAAGCGGUGAUGAUUUCAUUAGUAGUCCUGAUGAAGAGAGCAAUGAUUUGGGUUAUUUCCUCGAUGACAACACCAACUCGUCCAUGUCUUGGUGGGAUCAUCCCCUUUUGACAUGAUCAUGAUGACGAUGAUAUGAUGAUGGUGAUGAUGAUGAUGAUAGGACACAAAAGCUUUAGUAGUUAGCUUGAUUUAGUUAUUAUAAAAAGACCCAGAAUAUGUUAUAUAUGUGUAUGGGUAAUUUUCGGAGGUUCGGAUAUUAGAGUGAUUUCAAGCAAUCAUAUUUUAACACGUCAGCUAAGUUGCUGGAAAACUUCUGCAACAUUGUAAAAGAUAUAUAUAUGUAUGUAUGUAUAUAUAUCUUCUGACGUGUUAAUAUGCGAUGAUAGUGUUGACGGAAUGGAUAAGAUGUCUGAAAUGUGGCAGAGGAGGUAGCCGUAAGAGAUUCUGAAGAUGUACACUCUUAAUUAACUCAGGAGCCAUGUGGGCUCAAAACUGAGAAGGCGAUCUUUUACAUUAUAAUAAUUAAGUUUUAAUUUUAUAGUUUCUAUUUAUUGUCUUGUAUGACAGCAACUAAUGAAUGAAAUUGAUAAAUUAUCGGAAAA